Messenger RNA from Danio rerio (zebrafish), 2401 nucleotides. The record is from RefSeq and is a predicted model, not a curated record. NCBI's taxonomy places the organism in Eukaryota, Metazoa, Chordata, Actinopteri, Cypriniformes, Danionidae.
AGCGAGAGAGAGAGAGAGGGAGGAUUUGCUACUUUCUCUCUGCUGAUAGAAACACAGAGCAGAAGUUGAGAGCGCGCCGCUCCGGAUCUAUUCUGUCGGUGUCUCCGUCCAAACCGCGCACGCGCUCGUUCCGCUGGUGAAUCCUGCUAUGAACCGGACGCCACAGCACGCCUGACUGACCAUUCAAAUCAGCGAUUGAAUGAUUGAAACAUUUGUCCACCUGCAGCUGGAGACGCCGGUGCGCUGAGCGCGUCUUGCGGGGUUUUGCGCUUUUACGCAUCGGCUGGAUUUGCGCGCAGGAGGGAUGGUGAAGACACCUGUCGUGGUUUUUACUUCUUUAUCGCUUCUGCUGUCGCUGUCAUGUGCUGGAGAUGUAAAAUCGCGCAGCUGCAGCGAUGUGCGCCUGGCGUUCACCACCAAAGGCUUCAGUCUCCAUAAUGUGCCACAUCAGGAGAUAUCAGGUGAGCAUCUGCGGGUCUGUGCUCAAGGAUACACCUGCUGUACUUCAGACAUAGAGGAUCAGCUCGGACAGCAGAGCAAGCUGGACUUCGAGAGGCUGGUGGACGACAGCAGCAGGAACAUACGCACAACAUUCACCUCCAGACACAAAAAGUUUGACGAGUUUUUCCUGGAGUUGCUGGACAACUCUGAGAAGUCUCUAAACGACAUGUUUGUGCGCACAUAUGGCAAACUCUACACACACAACUCGGAGAUGUUCGAGGACCUGUUCUCAGAGCUGAAGCGCUACUACACCGGUGGGAACGUCAACCUGGAGGAGGUGCUGAAUGACUUCUGGUCGCGUCUGCUGGAGAGAAUGUUCCAGCUGCUCAACUCGCAGUUCACCUUCAGCGACGACUAUCUGGAGUGCAUCAGCAAAUACACUGACCAGCUCAAGCCGUUCGGAGACGUGCCGCGAAAACUCAAGGCGCAGGUCACCAAAGCUUUCAUCGCGGCCAGAUCCUUCGUCCAGGGACUUAUGGUGGGCCGAGAAGUGGCCAACAGGGUGGCCAAGGUCAAUAUUUCUCCAGGCUGCAGUAAAGCAUUGACUAAAAUGUGGUACUGCCCGUAUUGUGGAGGAAUGUCAGGACUCAAACCCUGCGCCAACUACUGCCAGAAUGUGAUGCGCGGCUGCCUGGCCAACCAAGCGGAUCUGGACCCUGAGUGGAACCUCUUUAUUGAUGCCAUGUUGCUGGUGGCUGACAGACUGGAAGGGCCCUUUAACAUUGAGGCCGUCAUGGAGCCCAUCGAUGUCAAGAUCUCUGAAGCCAUCAUGACCAUGCAGGACAACAGCAUGCAGGUUUCAUCCAAGGUGUUUCAAGGAUGUGGUCAUCCCAAAGCAGCCAGUGUAGGCCGAUCUGCCCGCGGGAUCUCGGAUGUGUUCAACAGCCGCUUCAAACCCUUCAACAGCCCAGAAGAACGACCCACCACGGCAGCGGGCACCAGCCUGGACAGACUGGUGGUCGACAUUAAGGAGAAGCUGAAGGAGUCAAGGAGGUUCUGGUCGUCUCUGCCUGACAGCAUCUGUGCGGAGGACGAGAUGACUGACCCAGAUGAGGAGCAGUGCUGGAACAGUCAUACCAGGGGAAGAUAUUUCCCAGAAGUGGUAAAAGACGGUCUUACAAACCAGCUGAAUAACCCAGAGGUGGAGGUGGACAUCACAAGACCAGACACUUUCAUCCGACAGCAGAUCAUGACCCUCAGAGUGAUGACCAACAAGCUGAGAAACGCAUACAACGGCAAAGACGUCUACUUUCAAGACUCCAGUGAUGAGGAGAGCGGUUCUGGCAGUGGCAGUGGCUUCACCACAGAACCUGAAGUGGUUCACACAGAACCGCCGAUGCUGGAAGCCGACAAAAGUGACCCACAGCCGCCGACAGACGCUGGAUCUGUGCAGCAGAAACCUUCCGUGACUGUACUGAGCAUCCCUGCACUGCUGCUGCUGCUGCUGCUCUGCUGGAGAUAAUGGCAGAUCCUCAGUGGCUCACGGCCACAUGGACACACACAGACGAUGUUAGCCUUUCCGCAACCGGACUGAACCUUUUACACAAAAAAAAGAUGAAGAAAAGCCCAUAAAAAAAAGAGGAGAGCAAGAAGGUGUGAGCGCAAACAUUUGCAUCCUGCUUGUUCCAAAGAAUGCUUGGUGCAAUCGCUAAUCUUGGCCAAUCGCUCUCAUUUAUAAAUCUUUUUUUGGGGGGGAUGAAACGUGGCUUCCGUGUGAGUGGGACCACCUUCGGGCAAAAAAAAAAAAAAAAAAACAGUAGGGGAAAAAUAUGAAAAUAUAUUUUUGUUUUCCUUUUAUACUGAGACUACAGAACACGCUCUGGUGGUUUUCUUUGUGUUUUUUCUUACGUUUCGCCCCCUCCUGAAUUCAUCGUACGAUACAGUAAAAAAAAAAAAAAAA